This is a messenger RNA of Pararge aegeria (speckled wood butterfly), 1730 nucleotides long. RefSeq names its product probable cytochrome P450 49a1 (gene CYP49A1). The transcript is spliced from 12 exons. NCBI's taxonomy places the organism in Eukaryota, Metazoa, Arthropoda, Insecta, Lepidoptera, Nymphalidae. Gene Ontology annotation, molecular function: oxidoreductase activity, acting on paired donors, with incorporation or reduction of molecular oxygen; iron ion binding; monooxygenase activity. The coding region runs from base 20 to 1639 and encodes 539 amino acids. The record is from RefSeq and is a predicted model, not a curated record.
GCAAUCAACUUAGAGUACAAUGAAAAGUCGAGGUUACGUUGUGAAGUGGUCUGCGAGGCGGCUGUGUGAACGUGGCUUGAGAACCAGUGUCUAUACCCACCAAGCUAACGACGGUGUAGAUAGAGGUAGUAUUUCCACCCGUCAAGCUAUCCCAGGUCAAAGAACCAGGUCAACGCAUGCUGCAUCGACAUCUGUUUUGGAAAACCUGGUACCUUCAGUGAAGUCCUGGGAUGAGGUACCCGGUCCGAAACCUCUACCUCUGCUCGGAAACACAUGGCGAUUUAUACCUUAUAUUGGAGGCUAUUCAGUGGAGCACGUGGACAAAGUUUGCUUGUCGCUGCGUGAAAAGUAUGGCAAGUGUGUCAAAAUGGCCGGUCUACUGGGUAGGCCGGACAUGCUUUUCGUUUUCGAUGCCAGUGAGGUGGAGAGAGUCUUUCGGGGAGAAGAUGCUGCUCCACACAGGCCAUCGAUGCCAUCGUUAAUGUAUUACAAGCACACUUUGAGGAAAGAUUUCUUUGGCGCUGAGAAGGACUGUGGUGGAGUCAUCGCUGUACAUGGUGACUCGUGGUCAGCCUUCAGGACAAAGGUUUCCCGUGUAGCUCUAAGCACUGGUGCCGCUGCGCAGUACACGAACCAAGUUGGUGAAGUUGCUGAUGCUUUUGUGAAUAGAACACGUGAAACCAGAAACAAGGAUUUAGAAACACCACACGACUUUUUAAACGAAGUUCACAAAUGGUCUUUAGAGUCUCUUGGACUGAUAGCUUUGGAUACGCGACUUGGCUGUUUUGAGUCCCAAGAAGGGUCGGAAAGCCAGCGUCUGAUCGACGCUGUGAACACGUUCUUCCUUUGCGUCGGAGAGUUAGAGCUCAGAGCGCCGUGGUGGAGAAUCUAUCCCACAACCAUGUUUAAGAGAUAUGUAGCUGCUCUUGAUACUAUCCUCAGUGUAACUCUGACACAUGUAGAUAGAGCACUGAAGGAAUGCGAAGUAAACGGAAGCAAAUCUUUGCUGCAAGAUCUGGUAACUGCAGCAGGCCCCAGAGUUGCAGCAGUUGCGGCUCUCGACAUGUUCCUUGUAGGAAUUGAUACGACCUCAAAUGCUGUAGCAUCAACUUUAUACCAGCUGUCCUUACGACCAGAUGUGCAAGAGAAGUUGCACACAGAGAUAACAAAUGUCUUAAAAGAUCGCCCUUUGAAGGCCGGAGAUGUGAAUCAAAUGCCAUAUUUAAAAGCAUGCAUCAAAGAAGUUUUAAGAAUGUAUCCAGUUGUUAUUGGUAAUGGACGGCAGUUGAAAAAAGACACAGUUAUUUGCGAUUACAACAUUCCCAAAGGAACCCAAGUGAUAUUCCAACAUUAUGUAAUGGGAAAUAGUGAAGAGUACUUCACAAAUGCAUCAGAGUUUCGUCCGGAGCGUUGGAUCCAACGGUCCAACUAUCAGCACCACCCCUUCGCUUCGUUGCCGUUCGGAUUCGGCAAGCGGAUGUGUCUCGGCAGAAGAUUCGCCGAAUUGGAAAUGCAUGUCAUAAUUUGUAAGAUGGUGCAAGCUUUCAAAAUGGAGUAUCACCACGACCCACUGGACUACCACGUUCAUCCGAUGUACACACCUAACGGACCUAUACGUUUAAAAUUAAUUGAGCGUUAAAAUGUCACACACUUAAGAUUACUUUAGUACCUUCUUACCGUAAAAUUAUAAACUUAAAAUACGUUUUAGUAUGUAAUUAGUCAAAAUAGCA